CUGGCUGGCUUACUUCUUUGUCUUCUUUGACGCUUUAACGUCAUAAUCUUCUAACUGUUGAGCAUCUAACUUGUGAACUUUUGGCGAUGGACUGACUGACAGACUGGCUGCCAUGGCUUUGGCUAGUUAUUCUGAAUUUUUGAAUUCAACUAUAAAUGCGUGCGCUGCCAGCCAAACACUAAACAGUUCUAAUUGUACCAGCGGCAACCACAGUUGUACGCGGCGGAUUUUGAUUUCCUUUUCGUUGCUUCGUUCAAUUUGCAUAUUUUGUUGAAAAUACCUGAGAUUCGCACGGAACACAAACGAAUAAUAAUUUAAACGCGAAUUAAGUGAAGAAAUCGGAAAAAAAUCCCAUCAACAAUUUAUUAGCCAUAGAAACGCAGCGGAGGAAGCCAAAAGGUGCCAUUCAAAAUGGUCAGUAAAUGUGUGCUCGCUCUAGUCGCCCUGGUGGCCUGUGUAGGUGCUGAUGUCUCUCACCUUGCCGGCAACUCCUACUUGCCACCACAUUCCGUAUCGGCUCAAUCACGUACCGUUUCAUUUUCGCCCUCAUCCGGAUACACAGCAGGCAAUGUGGUGAGCGGUAAUGCCUAUUCCGCAGCAAAUGGUGGUUUUAAUGCAGGAAAAACUGGUUUCUCAUCUGCCACUGGAAAUACUGGUUAUUCAACUUCAUCAUCUCGUGGAUUUAAUUCGGGUGCAUAUCAACAGCAGCAACAAACAGGUUUUGGUGGUGUCGCCAGCGGUUACUCAACCGGUGCUAAACAGGCUUAUACUGCUCCGGCUGUCCAAAAGACCUUUACAUCCCAAACAUAUAGCGCACCAGCGGCUGCUGUCAAACAAAGUGUGCAACACACCUAUAGUGCUCCUCUUACCCAACAGACCUAUAGCUCCCAAAAGACCUUCUCCGCUCCCAGCGCCCAACAGACCUAUUCUGCACCUGGUAAAUCUUAUAAUAGUUAUCAAUCUUAUACUUCAUCGGGAGCUGGAAGUCAAAAAACUUUUAACGCUCCAGCUGCCCAAACUGUUACUUAUUCAAGCAAUUCUGCUCAACAAACCUACUCUGCCCCUGCUGCUCAAAAGAUAACCUACUCGGCUCCGGUUGUACAACAAACCGUGUCCGGUCCUGGUAAAUCCUACAACAGUUAUCAAUCCUAUACGGCCCCUAAAUCGUUCACCACUUCAACGGUUCAAAAAUCUGCCAAUAAUGUUGAUAGAAACUAUUUAGCUCCCAGUUCGCAGCAGAGCUAUAAAUCGACUACUACUACACAAAGUUAUACUGCUCCAGCCAUUCAAAAAUCCACUUUCACAACUGGAGGUAGCCAACAAUCUAUAGCUGGACCUGGUCAAUCCUAUAACAGCUAUCAGUCGUAUACAGCUCCAGCUGCUCAAAAGACUUCCUUUAGUACUUCUCAACAAACUUCUGGCGGUGCCUCAAAAUCCUUCCAAUCUUAUACUGCUCCUGCUAGUACGAGUCAAAAGGUAACUUACACAUCAGGAAGUACUUCCCAGCAAGCCAUUGCGGGUCCUGGUAAAUCCUACAAUAGCUAUCAAUCUUAUACUGCUCCUGCUAGCCAAAAGACAACUACUUACACAAGCAGCUCUCAACAAGCCAAUGCUGGACCUGGUCAGUCUUAUAACAGUUAUCAAUCUUAUACCGCUCCAGCACCGCAAAAGGUAACCUACACCAGUGGCUCACAACAGACCAGCUCGGGACCCGGCCAGUCAUACAACAGUUAUCAAUCGUACACAGCUCCUGCCAGCCAAAAGGUUACUUACAGCGCUCCUGCCACAGUUCAGAAGACCUACACCUCUACUUCAUCCCAACAAUCUUAUACAGCUCCUGCUCCCCAAAAGGUCACCUAUACCAGCAGUUCCCAAAAAACCAGUUCCGGACCUGGUCAAUCAUACAACAGCUAUCAAUCUUAUACUGCUCCUGCUGCUCAAAAAGUCACCUACACAAGUGGCGCCCAACAGACUGUUGCUGCUGCUGGACCUGGCCAGUCUUAUAACAGUUAUCAGUCCUAUACUGCUCCUGCCACACAAAAGGUUACUUACAGCGCCCCUACUGUCCAGAAAACCUAUACAACCAGCUCUACUCAACAAGCCUACUCUGCUCCAGUUGUUCAAAAAUCCACAUUCACAAGCUCUAGCGGUUCGCAACAAUCCUUUGCUGGACCUGGUCAGUCUUAUAACAGUUAUCAGUCCUAUACUGCUCCUGCAACACAGAAAGUAACUUACACUGCUCCUGCUGUCCAAAAGACCUUUACAUCCUCCUCGACACAACAAGCCUACACUGCUCCAGCUGCCCAGAAAACUACAUUCUCAAGCUCUAGCGGUUCGCAACAAUCCUUUGCUGGACCUGGUCAAUCAUAUAACAGCUAUCAAUCUUAUACUGCUCCUGCAACCCAGAAAGUAACUUACACUGCUCCUGCCGUCCAGAAGACCUAUACAACCUCCUCGACACAACAAGCCUACACUGCUCCAGCUGCCCAGAAAACAACAUUUGCAAGCUCUAGUGGCGCCCAACAAUCCUUUGCUGGACCUGGUCAAUCAUACAACAGCUAUCAGUCUUAUACUGCCCCAGUUUCGACAGGAGCAAGUGGAGCUGCAUACACCGCCUCCUCGUCUUCAUCGUCAGGCGGUACCAAAUAUGCCGCCGAUGGUGGUUACAUCUAUUAAAUUGUGAUCUGUUAUUUUUUUGAAUUUUUUCUCUCAAAUCUGCGACAAAAUUCGAAUUGUUAUACGAAUUAAAUAGGAAUACUAUCUAUCAUUCGGAAUAUUUCUAAUCUAUGUUACGGAAUGUUAAUUGGUAUAUCUUACAAACAAAAAAU
Molecule: messenger RNA, 2828 nt
Organism: Musca domestica (house fly)
Lineage: Eukaryota; Metazoa; Arthropoda; Insecta; Diptera; Muscidae
Exons: 2
Coding region: 412-2676 (754 amino acids)
Biological process (GO): positive regulation of transcription by RNA polymerase II
Cellular component (GO): RNA polymerase II transcription regulator complex
Molecular function (GO): transcription coactivator activity
Source: RefSeq, a predicted model, not a curated record